Acipenser ruthenus (sterlet) is the source of this 3134-nucleotide messenger RNA. Its product is annotated as THAP domain-containing protein 3-like. The record is from RefSeq and is a predicted model, not a curated record. Lineage: Eukaryota; Metazoa; Chordata; Actinopteri; Acipenseriformes; Acipenseridae. The coding region runs from base 718 to 1827 and encodes 369 amino acids. The transcript has 4 exons.
GCUGAUUCUAUAUUAAAAACCCAGAGCUUACCUUCCACAGGUACGGGCUGAUUCUAUAUUAAAAACCCGGAGCUUACCUUCCACAGGUACGGGCUGAUUCUAUAUUAAAAACCCGGAGCUUACCUUCCACAGGUACGGGCUGAUUCUAUAUUAAAAACCCGGAGCUUACCUUCCACAGGUACGGGCUGAUUCUAUAUUAAAAACCCGGAGCUUACCUUCCACAGGUACGGGCUGAUUCUAUAUUAAAAACCCGGAGCUUACCUUCCACAGGUACGGGCUGAUUCUAUAUUAAAAACCCAGAGCUUACCUUCCACAGGUACGGGCUGAUUCUAUAUUAAAAACCCGGAGCUUACCUUCCACAGGUACGGGCUGAUUCUAUAUUAAAAACCCGGAGCUUACCUUCCACAGGUACGGGCUGAUUCUAUAUUAAAAACCCGGAGCUUACCUUCCACAGGUACGGGCUGAUUCUAUAUUAAAAACCCGGAGCUUACCUUCCACAGGUACGGGCUGAUUCUAUAUUAAAAACCCGGAGCUUACCUUCCACAGGUACGGGCUGAUUCUAUAUUAAAAACCCGGAGCUUACCUUCCACAGGUACGGGCUGAUUCUAUAUUAAAAACCCAGAGCUUACCUUCCACAGGUUUCCCCUGAGCAAGCCCCACCUCCUGCAGGAGUGGCUGGAGAACAUCGGGCGUGCGGACUUCUGUCCCAAGAGGCACAUGGUGAUCUGCUCCCAGCACUUCACCCCGGAGAGCUUCAGCAGCUACGGGAACCGCAAGAACCUCACCUGGAACGCCGUGCCCACCCUCUUCAACGCCACCCAGGGCCAGCCCAAGGUGAGACGGUACGGCAAGCUUCUGAAGCAGCUGAAGAAUGACCCUGACCCCUCACCUGUGACCCCGACGACCCCUGUGGCUCCCGCGGGGGAGGAGUCAAGGCAGUGUUCACGCUGUCAGGGGGUGGAGCCAGUCAAGGGGGAGCAGGACCGGAGCCAGCCUCCACACACACAGGUACAGAUCAGGAGUCAAGCAGGACCGGAGCCAGCCUCCACACACACAGGUACAGAUCAGGAGUCAAGCAGGACCAGAGCCAGCCUCCACACACCCAGGUACAGAUCAGGAGUCAAGCAGGACCGGAGCCAGCCUCCACACACACAGGUACAGAUCAGGAGUCAAGCAGGACCAGAGCCAGCCUCCACACACACACACAGGUACAGAUCAGGAGUCAAGCAGGACCAGAGCCAGCCUCCACACACCCAGGUACAGAUCAGGAGUCAAGCAGGACCAGAGCCAGCCUCCACACACACACACAGGUACAGAUCAGGAGUCAAGCAGGACCGGAGCCAGCCUCCACACACACAGGUACAGAUCAGGAGUCAAGCAGGACCGGAGCCAGCCUCCACACACACAGGUACAGAUCAGGAGUCAAGCAGGACCAGAGCCAGCCUCCACACACACAGGUACAGGAGUCAAGCAGGACCGGAGCCAGCCUCCACACACACUGGUACAGAUCAGGAGUCAAGCAGGACCAGAGCCAGCCUCCACACACACAGGUACAGAUCAGGAGUCAAGCAGGACCGGGGCCAGCCUCCACACACACAGCACCCCCCGGAGCCGGUAUCGCGCGAGCACAGCUACGCACUCUCGGACCUGCGGGUGAUGAAGGCGCGGUUCUUCGGUGCCGUGGAGUCCAACGCCAAGCUGCGCAAGAGGUUAAAGGUGAAGGUCGAGAUCAUCCGCCGCACCAAACUCAAGCUGCAGGCAGCCAAUCGGGAGCUGGAGAGGCUGCGGGCAGCCAAUCGGAGCACCGCGGGGGCGGACCCUGUGUGAACACUGAGCUCACAGGUUACAGGGACGCAGCCAGCCAGGCGAAAAACAUGCUUUAUAAAAGAGGGGCUUUGAAAUGCAUUAUUCUUACCUCCUGUUAGCGCAGGGAUGGAAGUAAGACUCCAGUUUCAGCUUGAUUAGCUCCAGUGUGUAGAGCUAACAAGUUCAGGUGUGCCUUAUUAUUAGUUUAUUUAGCAGACGUCUUUAACCAAGGAAACUUACAGAGACCAGGGUGUGUGAACUGUGCAUCAGCUGCAGAGCCACUUACAACAGCGUCUCACCCGAAAGACGGAGCACAAGGAGGUGAAGCGACUUGCUCAGGGUCACACACAGGGUCACGCACACGGUCACACCUCCUGGUUACAAACCCUUUUCUUUAACCACUGGCCCACGCAGCCUCAGUGAAACCAGGAGUGGAUCAGACUGCUAUGCAACGCGAGUCUUGCCUCCAUCCCUGCAGUAUCAAGCAACACGACCCCAGCCCCUCGUUUAGGACUGCGAUCCGAGACUGGGCUGAAACCAGCAGAAGCGCUCUCACACCGUACUCUGAAAUUAGAAAGCGGUCUGGUAUUGAUCCAGCUGCAAUGGAGAGCCUACCUGCCGCACCCACACUGGCAGUGCCAGUCUUGUGUGUCCAGCCUGGCUGCUUGUUGGGUGUUCUGGCUGGGAUCUGCACUUUGAGGUGGGUCGUGUGUGUUCAUGACUUCACACACACACACACACACACACACACACACACUCCCUUCUCUAAAGCUACUGGCUUUCAGAGUGUGAUUUGAUUGUGUUAUUCUUAUUGUUCAAGAUCGAAAAUAAUCAAAGAAUGAGACAAAAUCAUUUUUCUUGUGGUGUUUUUUUUUUAAUCAUGGCGUUACAGACCCCAAUGCAUUCUGGUUAAUGUAGUCCUGCUGUGAAAGGUACCUGAGACAGGUAAACUGUACCAGAAUGCAUUGCGAUGCGAGUUGAAAAGCCUGAACUGUCCCAUUCUGUCCCAGUGUGCGUGGAGUCACGGGGUAACCACAAUUAUCAUAAUUACCCAUCAUUCUGACCCACACCCGGCACUCUGACCCACACCGGGUGCAGUGACAUCAUGAACAGUGUCAGGUUUCUCCCCCACUGCGUGGGAACUGGGAGACAAAGAGAAUCCAGCUUACUGGUCCAGAACGGUCAGGUGGCUGUUAAGGAAAACGUGGACUGGAUGUUUGGAAAACAAGCUCAAAAUAAACCAGUUUUCCAGAGAGAAAGAGGGGAGUCGCAUGUGGCUGAGAGUAAAGCAGUCAACACUGACAGUACUACAAUAAGAGGCUGAGGCU